Molecule: messenger RNA, 339 nt
Organism: Cryptococcus wingfieldii CBS 7118
Lineage: Eukaryota; Fungi; Basidiomycota; Tremellomycetes; Tremellales; Cryptococcaceae
Exons: 2
Coding region: 1-339 (112 amino acids)
Source: RefSeq, a predicted model, not a curated record
AUGUCUGUCGACACCGUAUCUGACUCACUCGCCCACACAACCCUCUCCGAAGCCAAGGGACCCUCACCCGCUUCCUGCACUACGAGCCACGAGAAGGACCUAUGCAUGCAAGCCUACGACGAAGCAUGCAAGAAGGCAUUAGACGAGUAUGACCAAAAGAACCGUCUGGAAUUCGAGGAAGAUCUGGAGAUGCUGAAAGAUUAUCCUGAUUUGAAGGAAGUAGAGAGGAUGAAGCAGACCGCAGAGGAGCAGAUUGCUGAGGACAGGGCGGAGCUCGUUGAGUCUCUGGAACAAGGCCGUCUUCACAUUUUACGCACCGAAACAUGGAAAGCACAGUGA